GAAAAGUUGUGCAGUUUUUCAGUUGCAGGAGUCCCGGUGUUGUUGCGAUUUGCUGUGGUGGAAGCAGAUGAUACACAGAUCUCUUUUUUCGUCCCACAAGCAAACCAAUUCUGAAUAAGAUAAGAGGAUCUCGGGGUGGUGAUGCAGUUGUAGUGUGCCGUUCCUUAUACGAUCAAUCUUCAAAAGCCUAUUUCUUAUCGUGGUAAAUCGCAUUUUUGUUGAAUGCACACGACUGUCGUAAAUUCUAGACAAAAUGGCAGCCAGUUCCAGUUCCGCUGACCACGACGAGCACUACCCGGAGAUCGUUGUUCUCGGAAACUGCAACAAGGAUCUCAUCGUCCAUGCGAACAAAUUCCCCAAGCCCGGGGAGACAAUCCUCGGUCACAAGUAUGAAGAGUGCUUUGGCGGAAAAGGCGCGAAUCAAGCGGUUGCGGCCGGGAAGCUCUUGCUGUCGAUAGGACCGGAACAGAAAGCAAAGCAGAGUUCCUCGUCGCCCACCUCCCCCCGAGCAAAGAAACAGAAAACGGAGCAAGUACAGGCGAACGAAAAUCGCGAGGCGACGACAAAAAAACUACAAGUUGCAUUGAUUUCGAAGCUUGGCAACGACGAGAUAGGGAGAGCGACGAGGGAAAAUCUGCGGAAAAACGGCGUGUCUGACAAAUGGGUUUUCACAUCGAAUGACAAGCCGUCGGGUAUAGCGUCGAUCACGAUCGCAGAAAACACAAAUUCCAUCAUCGUCGCCGGCGGAGCAAACGACGAUUUGACUAUUGCCGACAUCGAGUCAGAAUCCUGCAAGAAAUUGCUAUCUCGCUGCAAGGUCCUGGUUUGCCAGUGCGAGUCGCCGCUGGAUGUCACCAUUCGUGCGAUGGAAAUUGGUACUGCAUGUAAGUUGUGAUUGUUGUAGAAGACAUUAUUUGAUUUCUAUACGAUCCUCAUCUUAUGGUCAUCUUUCUGCCGAGCUCUUGAUGUAUGGAAACAACACUGCAAAAUUCCAGUUCGAGCUGCGAUCAAGGGACGCACGAUCCUAAAUGUUGCCCCCGUCCCGGACGGCGCUCGCAGUGGUGCGAUACACACGAAAAUCAUGAAGGCGAUCAAGCUGGCGCACUGCAUCUGCGUAAACGAGGUAGAACUCGAAGAGCUGUUCGAAGCAGUAGUGCCGCAGAAGGUAAAGAAAGCCAUAGGGGAAACAUGGAAGGCCCGGCCGGUAGCUUGCAGUGUGGGUUUGCUUACUGCAUUGAAGCCGAAAUUCGAAAAUUCCGAGUGGCCAUGCGUAGUUGCUACGCUGGGCGAAAAGGGUGCUCUCAUGGUACGGCAAAAACGUAACAAUAAUGAAGGCAAAGAAGAUGACCUCGGUGAGGUGCGUGCGGUACCCGGCAAGAUUAAAAACCUUGUUAGCACCGUCGGGGCAGGAGACUGUUUCUUGGGCGUUCUCGCUCUCCUUUUCUGCCGGUGCGAUAUGCCAGAAGAUGACGCCGAGAUACUCCGCAUAGCCUGUGCAGCAGCAAGUCUCUCAGUCUCGAAAGCCGGGGUGCAGCAGAGUUUCCCAACACUUGAGGAGAUCCGGAAUGCAGAGUUCGGUGCAGUUGUCAUGGACAACAGCAAGAGACAGAGUCCAGAGCAGUAUACCAAUGAAAGAAGAGUCCACGAAAUAUUAUCUCAGGUCUGACGCAAAGGACUCUUUCAAAUAUACAAGAACUUCAGCUCAAGAAUGAAAUUCCUAAGAGACCCAAGCAGGAACGCACGUUCAAGUACUUACGCUUUCGCUCGCGCUAUUAUAUUC
Molecule: messenger RNA, 1780 nt
Organism: Amoebophrya sp. A120
Lineage: Eukaryota; Dinophyceae; Syndiniales; Amoebophryaceae
Source: the annotation of a GenBank genome assembly